Betta splendens (Siamese fighting fish) is the source of this 1146-nucleotide messenger RNA. Its product is annotated as Galectin-related protein A-like. The transcript has 4 exons. Lineage: Eukaryota; Metazoa; Chordata; Actinopteri; Anabantiformes; Osphronemidae. Gene Ontology annotation, molecular function: carbohydrate binding. The record is from RefSeq and is a predicted model, not a curated record. The coding region runs from base 132 to 569 and encodes 145 amino acids.
CUCUGCUACGGAGGCUGUCUCUAUGACAACGUAGCGGGCUACAGGCGGGGUUUGCCAGCUGGAGGCAGUCAUUCGGCGCUCAGCUGGCAUCACCGCUCCAGACGUGCACGGCGCAUCACACCCCGAGUGGAAUGGAAGAAACGGACAAGAAAGACAACGGGGAGUACACCGGAGAGAUAAAGGGUGGGAUGCGGCCCUCCAUGAAACUGGUCGUCAUGGGGAUCGUUAACAAAAAACCAAAAAGCAUCGAGGUGACCCUGUCCAGUCGGCCCCAGGAGGAGGACACGGAGGGGGACGUGGGUCUGCAGCUAAAGGUCAGCUUCACGGACAAGGCCGUGCAGCGCAACGCGCGCCUGGCGGGGAAGUGGGGCCCGUCUGAAAACACCCUCUCCUUCUUCCCUUUUGCACCCGGAGAAGCCUUCAAGAUGGAGAUCGUUUGUGAGCACCAGCAGUUUCGCAUCCUGGUGGACGGACAGCCGCUGUGUGGCUUCACCCACCGUCUCCCCCAGCUCGCCUCCCUCACCGCCCUGCGAGUCUUCGGCGACCUGCAGCUCACCAAGGUGGCCUAACCCCCCCCCACACACACACACACACACACGGCCUCCCGGGACAGUCCGCAAUACAAACACACACAAUUAGAGCAGAGCCACACCUCCAGUGCAUCCCUUGAGCCCCGCGGGGGAGAUGCUGUGUCCCCACUCCCCAAAUUCCUUACCCCUGCCUCGUAAUCAUGUGUUAAGACAAAGUGCCUUCACUAGAUUACCCGACUGGAGACUUGAAGAUACGGACUGAAUGUGACAGUGGUCACUGUCUUAAAAUCAACCACAGAAUGUGAUUUGCGCCAACAGGUUUGUGAGAGCUGCAUGAAGCUGAAUGUGUCUGAAACCAACUGAUUGUCCCAUUGAACAGGUGUAAUAAUGUCCAUUGAAUAGCCUAGUGCAUGUUGAUCUACACACACACACACACACACACACACACACACACACACACACACACACACACACACAAGCUUAUCUUUCACUCAGUCCAAACCCGAACACACCCCGGUUUCUGUACUUUACUUUCACCACCAGCCGGUUUCCUGCGAACGUUUCAUAAGGACUCACUGUUCGUCACCGCAAUAAAAAAAAAAACACCUUGUUGUUA